This is a messenger RNA of Aspergillus pseudotamarii, 867 nucleotides long. Its product is annotated as putative short chain dehydrogenase. The record is from RefSeq and is a predicted model, not a curated record. The transcript has 3 exons. Bases 1 to 867 code for a protein of 288 amino acids. Gene Ontology annotation, molecular function: oxidoreductase activity, acting on NAD(P)H, oxygen as acceptor. Gene Ontology annotation, cellular component: intracellular anatomical structure. Lineage: Eukaryota; Fungi; Ascomycota; Eurotiomycetes; Eurotiales; Aspergillaceae.
AUGUCCGUCUCCAUUGAAAUCAACGACAUUGUCCCCGCCGCUCUUACCACACAGGCGCCCCCCUGCCUUGGCUCUAAGAGCAGAAUGCCCGAGUUCAGUUUGGCUGGAAAGGUCGUCUGUGUCUCUGGUGCUGCCCGUGGCCUUGGUCUAACUCAGGCUGAAGCGCUUUUGGAGGCCGGGGCCAAGGUAUAUGCUUUGGACCGCCUGGAGGAACCUUCCCCUGAGUUCUACGAAAUCCAAAAACGUGCCAAGGAGGAGUUAGGAACGGAGCUACAAUACCGUCGCAUUGAUGUCCGUGACACCGAACGUCUCGAAAGUACUAUCGAAGCCAUCGCUGAUGCCGAGGGUCGCUUGGAUGGCUUGGUCGCUGCGGCAGGCAUUCAACAGGAAACUCCCGCCCUCGAGUACACGGCCCAGGACGCCAACACGAUGUUUGAAGUCAAUGUCACUGGUGUGUUCAUGACUUCCAAGGCAGUUGCUAAGCAAAUGAUUCGUUUCGGCAAUGGAGGUAGCAUCGCACUAAUUGCGAGCAUGAGUGGUACUAUUGCCAAUCGGGGUCUUAUUUGCCCUGCUUACAACGCUAGCAAGGCUGCAGUGCUUCAACUUGCCCGUAACCUCGCCAUGGAGUGGGGUACGUACAACAUUCGAGUCAACACCAUCUCGCCCGGUUAUAUUGUAACAGCCAUGGUUGAGAAGCUCUUCGCCCAGUUCCCUGAGCGUCGCGAAGAAUGGCCCAAACACAACAUGCUGGGACGUCUGUCUACCCCUAACGAGUACCGUGGCGCUGCCGUCUUCCUUCUCAGUGACGCCAGCAGCUUCAUGACUGGAAGCGAUCUACGCAUGGACGGAGGUCACGCCGCUUGGUAG